AUAGGUUUGAGACUGAUUGGAGGAAGUUGGCCUGGAGAGGGCAGAGUGGAGAUUUAUUACAACGGUACCUGGGGAACGGUUUGUGACGAUAAUUGGGAUAAAAAUGAUGCUCGAGUUGUCUGUCGUCAAGUUGGGUAUUUGUAUGCUGUCAGUGCUCCACACAGUGCACGGUUUGGUAAAGGAAGUGGAAAGAUUUGGCUGGACGAUGUUCAGUGUCAGGGGAAUGAAAGUUCCAUUGUGAAUUGUCGACGCCGCCCAUUGGGUGAGCAUAACUGUGGACACAGUGAGGAUGCAUCAGUGAUCUGUUCAAGUAAGUAAUAAAUAGAUUGUAAUUAUAAUUAUUAUAGCUCCUCUUAGAGUUCAGCCGAAUGUCAGUUACAAUGGACCCUCUCAGGACUCAGAUUCCGAGGCAGAAUAAAAAAUGCAGUUUUAUUUGUUAGUUAAUUAUUAACAAACCCCAGCCCAUUGCCUCCAUUUAGAGCGGACACCUCUGUUCAUGCUAAACUUGCCUUGGACCAAAGAAUUUCCCGAUAUUUUGGGUGGGCAAGCUGUUGUAAUACGUAGUUUGUGUGAUUCUAUUUAUUAUUAGAAAUAAUGAAUUCACUGACUAUAUAAUUGUAGACUCAUUGGAAUAGUUUACAUUGUGCAAUGGAGGAUCUAUUACUUGACAGGCGUCACAUGAGUGUGACUAUUUCAAACUGUUCCACAGACAAUUUUUCCUAAUCUUAUUAGCUUGCAGUUCAUAGUAUUUCCAUUAAAAUUUCACCUACGCAGCCAUUUGUACAAAGCUCUAGUCACAAGUUAACUACUAAAUGAUAUAUCACAGCAUGAUUUGUGUAAUACAUAAGGGGCUUUGCAAUCAUCCCCUCACACUCACCUUUGAUUCGCCACUGCUGUUUAAACUUGAUUCAGCGCUAGCAUCUUUGAGACUGAUUGGAGGAAGUGGGCCUGGAGAGGGAAGAGUGGAGAUCUAUUACAACGAUACCUGGGGAACUGUUUGUGACGAUAAUUGGGAUAAAAAUGAUGCUCGAGUUGUCUGUCGUCAACUUGGGUAUUCGUUUGCUGUCAGUGCUCCACACAGUGCACGGUUUGGUCAAGGAAGUGGAAAGAUUUGGCUGGACGAUGUUCAGUGUCAGGGAAAUGAAAGUUCCAUUGGGAAUUGUCGACACCGUCCAUGGGGUGAGAAUAACUGUGGACACCAUGAGGAUGCAUCAGUGAUCUGUUCAAGUAAGCGUAUUAAUAAAUAGAUUGUAAUUCAUAAUUAUUAUAGCUUUUAUUAGAGUUGAUCAUGAGCCGAAUGUCAAUUACAAUGGACCCUCUCGGGACACCUCCGUAUUGAAGGGAAAAUUUAGGGGAGUCCCAGGAAAGUGUUCACAUACAGAACCUUUUUAUUUGUUUCCUCUAAUGAAGGGACCUCUAUUCUGGGGAAAGGAACACUUUUUCUGGAUCCCGAAACCCGGCUUUAAACUCCAUUCAAGGGACAUCUUAAUAAGCACCCAAAAGUUGACUAACGACAAAAUUCGUUGAUGGGUGAUUCAAUGUUGCGGACAUUACAUUCAGAUACUAAAAUUAACAAUUUAAACCCCAAUUUAAAUGUCAAAAUGUUCUACACUGGUGUUCAAACAUAUCUAGAAAGUAACUUUAGUGUUCCCUAUGUACUUAAUAGCGAGGGAUAAACGAACAUCUACUGAAAACCUCAGGUGCUGAUGUUUUAUCCUCUUGGAAAAAUCCCUGAAAACCUAAAGGGAGUGGCAUCCACCUUCCACCCAUUGUAUGUCCGAGGGUUAAAGUGUUAUUUCUUUGAGGAAGGAAACUUACGGCAAAGGAUAGAUGUGCAGUCCAUCACCCCUUGAAGUUUUCCACUAAGCUGAUAACUUAAGUAUCCAAAAGGCUGGUGUCCAUUAAUUAAUUAAUUACUUUUUACGGUGCCGUGUAAUCGACAGGGAAACCAAGUUCGCAUUUACAGUAAAACGUUUGGUGAUCUUAUCAGUACGCAUGAUAUUCAUUUGGCAAACAAUGGUGAAAUAAACGACCACAGGAGCCGAUCGGCUCCUGACGGUCAUGUUGCAUAAACAAACAAGUGUUAAUGAAGUUUAAGUGGCAAUCAAAUGAUGCAUUCUUACAAGUUUUACUCUUUCCCUUGGGAUCAAAGUCUUGAAACUUGGUGAAAUACAUAAAAAAUAUUAAUAAUUAACAAGCGUUUUUACUUAUUAACUGAGAUUUUCGCAUAACCAACAAAAAUCAAGAAGUUUAACCGACUACCGACAAAGAUCGAAAAUUUUAACCGACUACCGACAAAGUAACUGAAUUUUAACCGACAACCGACAAAUGGACCCCCCCAUUCAGACCCUCUUAAUAAACAGAUGCUUUAGUGAGCUCUCAUGACCUUGAAGAUAUCAGUUGAGGAAACUGUGUUUCGGACAUUACAUUUUUAAAAAACCACUUUUUAAAAUAACUUUCUUUAAAGAUAUUGCACUGUGAAUUUUUAAGCUAGAGCAGAAAAUAAUUGUACCUUCAAAACAUUGCAAUAAUCAAAUUUUUUAACCGUCAAAAAAAAAAUUCCGUGCAACCUCGUUCCAAUGAUUCUACAAACAAACGUUUGUGUUGCGGACAUUACACAAAAAUGUUGCUGACAUUACAGUUUGGGAACACAUUUUUUAUCUUUCACUUUCUAGUCAGUGUUCCUCCCUGUGGCUAUGUCAAUUUUUUUCUGUAGUUACUUGUCUAAAAAUGAAGCUGUGAAAUUAUUAUUUGCUUUAUUUAAUAUGUUCUAUUACAAUAUUAUAUAAUCUCCUGCUGACCUAGUAUCAUGCAAUGCCAGUCAGAUUUUUUUCUUCUAUACUGACUCCUUAAAAUGAUUUCAAAAUUAAUUUUAUUACAUCUCAAGUAAAUGUUGUCAGAAAAGAAACCCUCAGUAGUGAGAUCUUUUUUUUCCGAAACUGAUUUAGCUUAACUGAAAUUAUAAUUUCUUGUCAUUCAGUCUGACUUAAAUACAGAUAAAAUGUAAAUCUGCACUAAAAUUGCAAAUUGUCCACCACAUUAAGAUUAUUACAUUACAAAUUCUACUUCAAAACUAAUACUCAUUCAAGAGUGAGUAGAAAAUCAGAAGAAGCAAUGAUGGUCAGUUGUUUUCCUCAAAGAGCAUACUUAAAACAAACAGUUCUGGGCUUGCUCAACAGUACAAAACCCCUGACCAGCUACUCAAUUUCUCCUUUUCCAACCCUCAAAAUAAAAAUUCAUAGUAGUCGAUUGUAAAAAAGGUCAAUUGCAGUGCUUAAGAUAAGCACUGAAAGGUCAAGAAAAUUUGUAAAAAAGUUGAAAGAGGAUUCUAAGUUGUAUGAAGUCUAUAAAACCAAUGUGUAAUGUCCGCAGCACUUUUCAACUUAUAAUUUUUGAGCAGAGAAAGCUGACCCUGGAAAUAUUUUGAGAUUAAAAUAAAGUAUACAUUAGACUAACUGAGCAGCAUCAAUACCACAUGAAAAUACAGUGAACUGUGUAGAGGAACUGAAAAAAGGUACCUUAAUGUUGCGGACAUUACGUAAUGUCCACAACACAAAUUCAAUGUCUAUUCUCUUAGGAAAGUACCAGUACCCGGAUAUAAUAAUUUAUGGCCUAAUGAUAGUGUGAGGCAAAGGUUAUACACACAAACUUUUGUUUAUUGUCAUGCUUUCUUAGAUGUAAAAACUUUGUUGAAAAUUUCCUUCCAAAAAUUCCAAAUAUGAUGAGAUUCAAAUUCACCAGAUUUAAUGCCUUCUCACAUUAAGCACAUGGACAAGAUGCUCAAGAUCUCAGUAUUUCAAAUACCCCAUCGUCUCAACUUUUUGUCGGUACAAGCUUUAUUGCGCAAAAUUUUAUUUUAAAAAGUUCAAAAUUUCAUUGUCUCGCGUGGAAUUGCCCUGAUAAGUUUAAGUGUUCACUAGUCACAAUGGCGACAGCUUUCAAAAAAUGAACUAUCUCACUUGAAAACGAUGUAUGACACUUGUGAGAUUUCAAUACAAUACAUCACAGAAAUAAGUUAAUCAGGAUUUUUUCUCCAUUAUCUAGAUGCUUGAAAUAACGACUGCAGCAGAUUCCGAGGAAGAAUAAAAAAUGCAGUUUUAUUUGUUAAUUAAUUAUUUACAAACCCCAGCCCAACCUCCAUUCAGGGCGGACACCUCUGUUCAGGCUAAGCUUGCCUUGGACCCGACAAUUUCCCGAUAUUAUGGGUGGGCAAGCUGUUGUAAUAUGUAGUUUGUGUGAUUCUAUUUAUUAUUAGAAAUAAUGAAAUUACUGACUAUAUAAUUGUAGACCUGAAACAUAUAGAUGAAAUUAUUCCUAAGGCGUCUGCGCAAAUUAGAACAGAAUUGAAUUGAACAAAUAGACCGAUUGGAAUAGUUUACAUUGGGCAAAGCAGGAUCUAUUACUUGACAGGCGUCACAUGAGUGUGACUAUUUGAAACUGUUCCCGGGGUUUUUUAUUUUUCUUACUCCUAUUAGCUUGCAGUUCAUAGUAUUUCCAUUAAAAUUUUACCUACGCAGCCAUUUGCAUAAACCUCUAGUCACAAAUCGCUUAAUUAACUACUAAAUGAUAUAUCACAGCAUGAUUGGAGUAAUACAUAAGGGGCUUUGCAAUGAUCCCCGCACUCUCACCUUUGAUUCGCCACUGUUGUUCAAACUUGAUUCAGCGUUGCAAAGAAAGAAUUCAACUGUAGCCAUUGCAAAUAUUUUGCUUUUUUUUGCUUUGAGGGUUUGAUAUCUGGACUUGAUUAAAUUUGCGCGGACGCCUUAGGAAUAGGACUUCCGUAUAAUUGCAACCACUAAAAAUAAAUUUGGUGAAAUUCACAUAUCCACGCCAACACCUUAAGAUUCCCUCUCUGCCUGUCCCAUUAAACUCUCUUGGCUGGUAUAUCGAGGCGUUUUCACGGACGGUUAUAUUUUUAAAUCAAGUUUCGCAGGGAAAUUCAAGUUAAGUUCUGUUCCUCAUUAAUACGGUCAUCGAAGAGGUAGCUGAAAGAUGACGGCCUUAUACCGGUCUCUUGGUGGUUGCUCCUUCAAAAUGAAAAUUCCUACCCUCGUUCUAUUACAUUUCGCAGUAUUCCCCUAUUUCUUUGCACACUUAAGUCGAAUAGCAUCGUAGAAGUUCUGUUCUGAGAUUAAACAAAAAUAAGAAGUUUUCCUUUUUAAAAUACUCUGUGUGCAUGACAGGAUAACAGAUGGGGAAAUAGAGUUGUUUGUUUUUUUUGCUUUGUUUGUUUGUUCUCCAAAACCCCAAUAAGAAUUUACCUCUAACUUAUGCACUAGCAACUUUGAGACUGAUUGGAGGAAGUGGGCCUGGAGAGGGCAGAGUGGAGAUCUAUUACAGAGGUACCUGGGGAACUGUUUGUGACGAUCAUUGGGAUAAAAAUGAUUCUCUAGUUGUCUGUCGUCAACUUGGGUAUUCGUCUGUUGUCAGUGCUCCACACAGUGCACGGUUUGGUCAAGGAAGUGGAAAGAUUUGGCUGGACGAUGUUCAGUGUCAGGGAAAUGAAAGUUCCAUUGUGAAUUGUCGACACCGUCCAUGGGGUGAGAAUAACUGUGGACACCAUGAGGAUGCAUCAGUGAUCUGUUCAAGUAAGCGUAUUAAUAAAUAGAUUGUAAUUCAUAAUUAUUAUAGCUUUUAUUAGAGUUGAUCAUGAGCCGAAUGUCAAUUACAAUGGACCCUCUCGGGACACUUCCGUAUUGAAGGGAAAAUUUAGGGGAGUCCCAGGAAAGUGUUCACAUACAGAACCUUUUUAUUUGUUUCCUCUAAUGAAGGGACCUCUCUAUUCUGGGGAAAGGAACACUUUUUCUGGAUCCCGAAACCCGGCUUUAAACUCCAUUCAAGGGACAUCUUAAUAAGCACCCAAAAGUUGACUAACGACAAAAUUCGUUGAUGGGUGAUUCAAUGUUGCGGACAUUACAUUCAGAUACUAAAAUUAACAAUUUAAACCCCAAUUUAAAUGUCAAAAUGUUCUACACUGGUGUUCAAACAUAUCUAGAAAGUAACUUUAGUGUUCCCUAUGUACUUAAUAGCGAGGGAUAAACGAACAUCUACUGAAAACCUCAGGUGCUGAUGUUUUAUCCUCUUGGAAAAAUCCCAGAAAACCUAAAGGGAGUGGCAUCCACCUUCCACCCCUUGUAUGUCCGAGGGUUAAAGUGUUAUUUCUUUGAGGAAGGAAACUUAUGGCAAAGGAUAGAUGUGCAGUCCAUCACCCCUUGAAGUUUUCCACUAAGCUGAUAACUUAAGUAUCCAAAAGGCUGGUGUCCAUUAAUUAAUUAAUUACUUUUUACGGUGCCGUGUAAUCGACAGGGAAACCAAGUUCGCAUUUACAGUAAAACGUUUGGUGAUCUUAUCAGUACGCAUGAUAUUCAUUUGGCAAACAAUGGUGAAAUAAACGACCACGGGAGCCGAUUGGCUCCUGACGGUCAUGUUGCAUAAACAAACAAGAGUUAAUGAAGUUUAAGUGGCAAUCAAAUGAUGCAUUCUUACAAGUUUUACUCUUUCCCUUGGGAUCAAAGUCUUGAAACUUGGUGAAAUACAUAAAAAAUAUUAAUAAUUAACAAGCGUUUUUACUUAUUAACUGAGAUUUUCGCAUAACCAACAAAAAUCAAGAAGUUUAACCGACUACCGACAAAGAUCGAAAAUUUUAACCGACUACCGACAAAGUAACUGAAUUUUAACCGACAACCGACAAAUGGACCCCCCCAUUCAGACCCUCUUAAUAAACAGAUGCUUUAGUGAGCUCUCAUGACCUUGAAGAUAUCAGUUGAGGAAACUGUGUUUCGGACAUUACAUUUUUAAAAAACCACUUUUUAAAAUAACUUUCUUUAAAGAUAUUGCACUGUGAAUUUUUAAGCUAGAGCAGAAAAUAAUUGUAACUUCAAAACAUUGCAAUAAUCAAAUUUUUUAACCGUCAAAAAAAAAAAAUUCCAUGCAACCUCGUUCCAAUGAUUCUACAAACAAACGUUUGUGUUGCCGACAUUACACAAAAAUGUUGCUGACAUUACAGUUUGGGAACACAUUUUUUAUCUUUCACUUUCUAGUCAGUGUUCCUCACUGUGGCUAUGUCAAUUUUUUUCUGUAGUUACUUGUCUAAAAAUGAAGCUGUGAAAUUAUUAUUUGCUUUAUUUAAUAUGUUCUAUUACAAUAUUAUAUAAUCUCCUGCUGACCUAGUAUCAUGCAAUGCCAGUCAGAUUUUUUUCUUCUAUACUGACUCCUUAAAAUGAUUUCAAAAUUAAUUUUAUUACAUCUCAAGUAAAUGUUGUGAGAAAAGAAACCCUCAGUAGUGAGAUCUUUUUUUUUCCGAAACUGAUUUAGCUUAACUGAAAUUAUAAUUUCUUGUCAUUCAGUCUGACUUAAAUACAGAUAAAAUGUAAAUCUGCACUAAAAUUGCAAAUUGUCCACCACAUUAAGAUUAUUACAUUACAAAUUCUACUUCAAAACUAAUACUCAUUCAAGAGUGAGUAGAAAAUCAGAAGAAGCAAUGAUGGUCAGUUGUUUUCCUCAAAGAGCAUACUUAAAACAAACAGUUCUGGGCUUGCUCAACAGUACAAAACCCCUGACCAGCUACUCAAUUUCUCCUUAUCCAACCCUCAAAAUAAAAAUUCAUAGUAGUCGAUUGUAAAAAGGUCAAUUGCAGUGCUUAAGAUAAGCACUGAAAGGUCAAGAAAAUUUGUAAAAAAAAGUUGAAAGAGGAUUCUAAGUUGUAUGAAGUCUAUAAAACCAAUGUGUAAUGUCCGCAGCACUUUUCAACUUAUAAUUUUUGAGCAGAGAAAGCUGACCCUGGAAAUAUUUUGAGAUUAAAAUAAAGUAUACAUUAGACUAACUGAGCAGCAUCAAUACCACAUGAAAAUACAGUGAACUGUGUAGAGGAACUGAAAAAAGUACCUUAAUGUUGCGGACAUUACGUAAUGUCCACAACACAAAUUCAAUGUCUAUUCUCUUAGGAAAGUACCAGUACCCGGAUAUAAUAAUUUAUGGCCUAAUGAUAGUGUGAGGCAAAGGUUAUACACACAAACUUUUGUUUAUUGUCAUGCUUUCUUAGAUGUAAAAACUUUGUUGAAAAUUUCCUUCCAAAAAUUCCAAAUAUGAUGAGAUUCAAAUUCACCAGAUUUAAUGCCUUCUCACAUUAAGCACAUGGACAAGAUGCUCAAGAUCUCAGUAUUUCAAAUACCCCAUCGUCUCAACUUUUUGUCGGUACAAGCUUUAUUGCGCAAAAUUUUAUUUUAAAAGUUCAAAAUUUCAUUGUCUCGCGUGGAAUUGCCCUGAUAAGUUUAAGUGUUCACUAGUCACAAUGGCGACAGCUUUCAAAAAAUGAACUAUCUCACUUGAAAACGAUGUAUGACACUUGUGAGAUUUCAAUACAAUACAUCACAGAAAUAAGUUAAUCAGGAUUUUUUCUCCAUUAUCUAGAUGCUUGAAAUAACGACUGCAGCAGAUUCCGAGGAAGAAUAAAAAAUGCAGUUUUAUUUGUUAAUUAAUUAUUUACAAACCCCAGCCCAACCUCCAUUCAGGGCGGACACCUCUGUUCAGGCUAAGCUUGCCUUGGACCCGACAAUUUCCCGAUAUUAUGGGUGGGCAAGCUGUUGUAAUAUGUAGUUUGUGUGAUUCUAUUUAUUAUUAGAAAUAAUGAAAUUACUGACUAUAUAAUUGUAGACCUGAAACAUAUAGAUGAAAUUAUUCCUAAGGCGUCCGCGCAAAUUAGAACAGAAUUGAAUUGAACAAAUAGACCGAUUGGAAUAGUUUACAUUGGGCAAAGCAGGAUCUAUUACUUGACAGGCGUCACAUGAGUGUGACUAUUUGAAACUGUUCCCGGGGUUUUUUAUUUUUCUUACUCCUAUUAGCUUGCAGUUCAUAGUAUUUCCAUUAAAAUUUUACCUAGCAGCCAUUUGCAUAAACCUCUAGUCACAAAUCGCUUAAUUAACUACUAAAUGAUAUAUCACAGCAUGAUUGGAGUAAUACAUAAGGGGCUUUGCAAUGAUCCCCGCACUCUCACCUUUGAUUCGCCACUGUUGUUCAAACUUGAUUCAGCGUUGCAAAGAAAGAAUUCAACUGUAGCCAUUGCAAAUAUUUUGCUUUUUUUUGCUUUGAGGGUUUGAUAUCUGGACUUGAUUAAAUUUGCGCGGACGCCUUAGGAAUAGGACUUCCGUAUAAUUGCAACCACUAAAAAUAAAUUUGGUGAAAUUCACAUAUCCACGCCAACACCUUAAGAUUCCCUCUCUGCCUGUCCCAUUAAACUCUCUUGGCUGGUAUAUCGAGGCGUUUUCACGGACGGUUAUAUUUUUAAAUCAAGUUUCGCAGGGAAAUUCAAGUUAAGUUCUGUUCCUCAUUAAUACGGUCAUCGAAGAGGUAGCUGAAAGAUGACGGCCUUAUACCGGUCUCUUGGUGGUUGCUCCUUCAAAAUGAAAAUUCCUACCCUCGUUCUAUUACAUUUCGCAGUAUUCCCCUAUUUCUUUGCACACUUAAGUCGAAUAGCAUCGUAGAAGUUCUGUUCUGAGAUUAAACAAAAAUAAGAAGUUUUCCUUUUAAAAUACUCUGUGCAUGACAGGAUAACAGAUGGGGAAAUAGAGUUGUUUGUUUUUUUUUUUGCUUUGUUUGUUUGUUCUCCAAAACCCCAAUAAGAAUUUACCUCUAACUUAUGCACUAGCAACUUUGAGACUGAUUGGAGGAAGUGGGCCUGGAGAGGGCAGAGUGGAGAUCUAUUACAGAGGUACCUGGGGAACUGUUUGUGACGAUCAUUGGGAUAAAAAUGAUUCUCUAGUUGUCUGUCGUCAACUUGGGUAUUCGUCUGUUGUCAGUGCUCCACACAGUGCACGGUUUGGUCAAGGAAGUGGAAAGAUUUGGCUGGACAAUGUUCAGUGUCAAGGAAAUGAAAGUUCCAUUGUGAAUUGUCGACACAGUCCAUGGGGUGUGCAUAACUGUGGACACCAUGAGGAUGCAUCAGUGAUCUGUUCAAGUAAGCGUAUUAAUAAAUAGAUUGUAAUUUAUAAUUAUUAUAACUUUUAUAGAGAUACGCCGAAUGUCAAUUACCAAUGGACCCUCUCGGGACACCUCCGUAUUGAAGGGAAAAUUCAGGGGAGUCCCAGAAAAAUGUUCACAUACAUAACUUUUUUAUUUGUUACCUCUAUUGAAGGGAUGUCUCUAUUAAGGGAAAGGAACACUUUUUCUGGAUCCCGAAACCCGGCUUUAACCUCCAUUCAAGAGACAUUUUAAUCAGCACCAAAAAGCUGAUUAACGGCAAAAUUCGUUGAUAAGUUCAAGUGUUCACUAGUCACAAUGGCGACAGCUAUCAAAGCAUGAACUAUCUGAGUUGAAAACGAUGCAUUACCCUUGUGAGACUUCAACACACCACAUCACAGAAAUAAGUUAAUCAGGAUUUUUUUGUACAUUAUGUAGAUGCUUGAAAUAAUGACUGCAGCAGAUUCCGAGGCAGAAUAAAAAAUGCAGAUUUAUUUGUUUGUUAAUUAUUAACAAACCCCAGCCCAACCUCCAUUCAGGGCGGACACCUCUGUUCAGGCCAAACUUGCCUUGGACCCGAGAAUUUCCAGAUAGUUUGGGUGGGCAAGCUUUUGUAAUACGUAGUUUGUAUGAUUCUACUUAAUAAUAGUCUUAAUAAUGAUAGUUUUUAUUCAAUCAAAGGAUAAAAAUACAUAUUCUAAGUUACAGUGAAAAUGUGUUUAACAAUUAUUCUACGAGGUCGUGUUGGAUAUGAGGUGAUAGAGAGCCAACGAGGUGCGUAGCGCCGAGGGGGCUAUAAUAAUCUAAUAUCCAACAAGCGCGAGUGGAAUAAUUGUUUUAUUAAAAACGCCCACAAAAACUCGUUGAAUCUCCCCGACUAGAAUAAACCGGAAAAGACAAGGGGCUUCCGCUAUUCACAUGUCACACGUCUAUCAAAACUGUCAACGCGCGAACGGACUCGCCUGGACUGCAUGAAUGAAAAAUCAAAACAUCGUAGCGAUGAACACUAGUUUUUUAAAAACUCAUCGGGAUUCUAGGAUUUUACACAGCAGAACAGCUAAAAAAACCUGGCAGAUAAUGUGAAGGAAAAGAAUUUCUAAGUGACAGCCGUCGAAAUUACUGUGAAUUUGGAUUUUCGGUGCAGUUAUAAAAGUAAGAACAACAGAGAAAAACUAUUACCUCGGUAGCUUGUUAUCAAGUUGUUUGAAGCCACAAGCUGGUUUUGCUGAACGAGAAAAGAAGCUAUACUGCCGCCUCGAUUGCUCUAGUGAAUGGCUGCAUAGCCUGUAUUUGUAGCAGGUUACUUGUGAUUUAUAUUCUUGAUGUCGGAUAAACAAGCCGCAGUUAUCUAUCGGCGAGUGACUCGAUCGGCGAAUGGCUUCGCUAUCAUGAAGAAACAACACUUGUCUUCUUUUGUAUCUGGUCAAGGUACCUUUAGUUCCAUGUGUUUUCAUGUGUUUUUCGACAAACUUUCAAACAAGCUCUUGUGGCUUUUUUGUUUGAUUUUGUCUUUUUUCUGUCGAUGAAAUUGCAUUUCUAGUAUUCUGAGAAAUGAAUUAAAACGAUUUGCUUCGGGCACCGUUCUAUCCUUCGCGAAAAAAAUUCUCAGCUAGCUUCCAAUUUUAAACUGACGCGUACACCGACCAUAUAUGGAGAGCAUGGUAUAAUAGCUCAUAUACCCUAACGGCUAGGUCAAUCAAAAUGCUAGAAUUGCAUUAUCCAAUGAUUCAGUUUUUAAUAAUAAAAGAUACACGAUAAAAUACAAUAGUAAUAUAAGAUAGAAUAAUGCUAUACUAAAUUAUAUUUAAAAAUAAGUCUAUUUACAAAAGUUUUCUUGUAUCUCUCCGUUUUUAUCUGAGGAAGGUGACACCUUCUCCUACGCAAAUUAUAUACUAAUUCUUUUAGAAAAAAUGAAAUUACUGACCAUAUAAUUGUAGACCCAUUGGAAUAGUUUACAUUGUGCAAAGCAGGAUCUAUUACUUGACAAGUGUCACAUGAGUGUGACUAUUUGAAACUGUUCCACAGAUAUUUUUUCCUAAUCUUAUUAGCUUGCAGUUCAUAGUAUUUACAUUAAAAUUUCACCUUCGCAGCCAUUUGUACAAACCUCUAGUCACAAAGCGCCUAAUUAACCACUAAAUGAUAUAUCACGGCAUGAUUGGUGUAAUACAUAAGGGACUUUCGAAUCAUCCCCGCACUCUCACCUUUGAUUUGCCACUGUUGUUCAAACUUGAUUCAGCGUUGUCAAGAGAGAAAUCAACAGCCAUCAUUGCAAAUAUUCUGCCAUUUGUUUGCCUUGAGGGUUUGAUUUUUGGACUUGAUUAAAAUGUGUGGACGCCUUAGGAAUAAGACUUCAUUUUAAUUACAACCACUAAAAACAAAUUUAGUGAAAUUCACAUAUCCAUGCCAACAGCUGAAGAUUCCCUCUCCGCCGGUCCCAUUAAACUCUCUUAGCCAGUAUGUCGAGGCGUUUUCACGGAUGGUUUUAUUUUUAAAUCAAGUUUAGCGGGAAAUUCAAGUUAAGUUCUGCUCCUCAAUAAUAUGGCCAUCAAAGAGGUAGCUGAAAGAUGACGGCCUUAUAAGGGGCUCUUAGUGGUUGCUCUUUUAAAAUGAUAAUCCCUAGCCUAGUUCUGUUACAUUUCGCAGUAUUCCCCUAUUUCUUUGCACGCUUCAGUCGAAUAGCAUCGCAGAAGUUCUGUGCAGAUUAUUACACAAAACCACGAAGUUUUUCAUUUAAAAGAUUCUGUUUGCAUGACAGGAUAACAGAUGGGAGAUUAGAGUUGUUUGGUUUUUCGCUUUGUUUAUUUAAAAUAGCAGUAGAAAUAUUGUAGCUUUGAAACGACAAAAGUUCCACAAAACAGGACAAAACUUAUCGCCAUACGUAAUUAAGAAACGUUUAACCCUAACCUGACCAUGCUUUUUUUCCUUUUCUGGCUUCCUAAGACAAGGAAACGUCGGAGGAUCGCUUCUAUAACUUUAAAACAGAUCUUCUCAAACUCAUUAAUAAUUCAUUAAGAAAAUACAAAGGAAAUUAAUGUUUAAUGAGUGUUUGGAAAUCGGAUGAAACACUGCUUAGUAUUUGCAUCCUUAAUUUCUCCUUCAAAAAUGAUUUUGUUUGAGAAGAAAUAUCAAACAUUCGACACAGUGUUUCAUCACCAGAUGAAACACCUCGAAGAUAAAUCAAAAAUACUCCGCUGCGCGUCGUAUUUUCAACUCUCUUCUCGGUGUUUCAUCUGAUGAUGAAACACUGCAUCUCAUGUUUGAUAUAUUACUUCUCAAACUCAUUAAUAAUUCAUAAAGAAAAUUCAAAGGAAAUUAAUGUUUAAUGAGUGUUUGGAUAUCAGAUGAAAAACUGCUCAUUUUUGCCUCUUUAAUUUCUCCUUCAAAAAUGAUUUUGUUUGAGAAGAAAUAUCAAACAUUUGACACAGUGUUUCAUCACCAGAUGAAACACCUCGAAGUUCGUCAAAAAUACUCCGCUGCGCGUCGUAUUUUCAACUCUCUUCUCGGUGUUUCAUCUGAUGAUGAAACACUGCAUCUCAUGUUUGAUAUAUUACUUCUCAAACUCAUUAAUAAUUCAUAAAGAAAAUUCAAAGGAAAUUAAUGUUUAAUGAGUGUUUGGAUAUCAGAUGAAAAACUGCUCAUUUUUGCAUCCUUAAUUUCUCCUUCAAAAAUGAUUUUGUUUGAGAAGAAAUAUCAAACAUUCGACACAGUGUUUCAUCACCAGAUGAAACACCUCGAAGUUCGUCAAAAAUACUCCGCUGCGCGUCGUAUUUUCAACUCUCUUCUCGGUGUUUCAUCUGGUGAUGAAACACUGCAUCUCAUGUUUGAUAUAUUACAUGAAACAUACACCAAAAUUACACCUAAUGAUGUACUCAUCAUUUUCAACAUGUAGGCCGGGAUAACGAACGCGAUUUGACGUACUUUUGACGUAACAUUGUUAUGGGUUAUAAGCAGAAUUCAAUCAUCAUUUUUUUUGUCUAGGAGUAGCCAUGAAGCGGAAAAUGCUAAAAUAGUGAAAUGUUUAAAAAACUUAUGAAGUCGGCUAACACACGGAUAGUCUUUUGCAAUAGCAGUGGCGUCGUGAUGACUUUUUUUAUUAAUAGAGAACGUGCUGGAACAACGCCAUUAGAUAUUAAAUCUGCCAUUUUGAAUUAAUUUUUGUUCAAAACCGGAUGAUGCUCGAUAUACCAAGUCAAUAUAUACACUAUUGUGCCAUUCUAUUGGGUGGAGUUUAUUGUGUUAUUGUUGACAGGCUAGGGAUCAUUGUUGUGUUCUUUGUGACGUAACUCUAGAUUGCUAUUCACUUGAUAUUUAUAACAUAGCUAGAAAAUUCCCCUAAUCAAAUUCAAUAGCGCGAGCGUGCUUCAUAUUCCUAUUGAGCACGCUGAUGACGUCAAUAAACUAUUCGUAAUUCCGCGAGUUGUUGUGAGCUUAGCAAUCCUGAGUCUCCUGAGUGCAUCCAUAACUCAGCAAUAGACAAUGAAGCGUUUACCAUGUAUUUUUAUAAGGAAAUUUAAGAGGAAACGUUUGAAUUUGUUGACCGAUAGUAAACUCUUACGCCUCUUUCGUGCUCUCCAAACUUCCCGCGCGCUCAAUAUCUCGACAUACACACGCUGACGCAUGAACUAAUUGUUAAAUAGUGCACCAGCUCAAUUAAAAACGCGUGUAAAUCGAGGAAACCGUGAUAUUAAAUACGACCUGUGUAUUUAAUUAUGCUUAAAAAGCAAAAAAUAAAAUAAAAGUAAAAAUACCGAUGUAAAUGUAAAAUUAAAAGAAGAAAAAACUGCUAGUAAUUAACCUUGUUGAACACUGUUGAAAUUUGAAUCCAACUUCUACCAUUAAGUCAUUUUAUAUUCAAGGUUUUCAAUUGGCCAUUUGCACCUAUGCCAUAACUUAUGGCAUAUGUGCAAAUGGCCAAUUCAUGGUCUUAUUAAGACGCCUUGCUUGCCCCCUAAAGUUGGUGGUUGUGUUUGGAAGCCCUGUAGGGAAAUUCAAGUUAAGUUCUGUUCCUCAUUAAUACGGUCAUCGAAGAGGUAGCUGAAAGAUGACGGCCUUAUACCGGUCUCUUGGUGGUUGCUCUUUCAAAAUGAAAAUUCCUACCCUCGUCCUAUUACAUUUUGCAGUAUUCCCCUAUUUCUUUGCACACCUAAGUCGAAUAGCAUCGUAGAAGUUCUGUGCGGAGAUUAAACAAAAAUAGGAAGUUUUCCAUUUUAAAAAAUUCUGUGUGCAUGCCAGGAUAACAGACGGGGAAAUAUAGUUGUUUGUUUUUUCGCUUUGUUUGUUUGUUCUUCAAAACCCCAAUACGAAUUUACCUCUAACUUAAACACUAGCAACUUUGAGACUGAUUGGAGGAAGUGGGCCUGGAGAGGGCAGAGUGGAGAUCUAUUACAGUGGUACCUGGGGAACUGUUUGUGACGAUAAUUGGGAUAAAAAUGAUGCUCGAGUUGUCUGUCGUCAACUUGGGUAUUCGUCUGUUGUCAGUGCUCCACACAGUGCACGGUUUGGUCAAGGAAGUGGAAAGAUUUGGCUGGACAAUGUUCAGUGUCAAGGAAAUGAAAGUUCCAUUGUGAAUUGUCGACACAGUCCAUGGGGUGUGCAUAACUGUGAACACCGUGAGGAUGCAUCAGUGAUCUGUUCAAGUAAGCGUAAUAAUAAAUAG
Porites lobata is the source of this 15610-nucleotide messenger RNA. The record is from the annotation of a GenBank genome assembly. Lineage: Eukaryota; Metazoa; Cnidaria; Anthozoa; Scleractinia; Poritidae.